AUCAUACAUAAAGCUUGAAUAAAUGUUAGAGUCACCAAUACAUUCAUAUAUGACUUCUUCAACCACCAACAAAGACACUGAUGAACAAGAAUUCCUAUCAGCAUGUAUGCUUCAGCUUCACAAAUCUACCGCCUACAGGUAGAUAAUGCAUCCAGUUCUAUAUUCUUGUAAAGUUCUUUAAGGAAAUAUAACUGGUUGUUCUUGCACAUGUUGUGCUAGCUUUGUUCGGCGGUCUGUUGUACCACUUGAUUACUAAUGUACAUAUUCCGAAGCACAAAUGAAGCAGAUCGAUCAUCUUACAGGUAUAAAUCAGGAGUGAAAUAAGGGUCGGCAUGGAAACACCUGUUAAUCUGAGGUGGUCACACUGCUUCAUUGGUGUAAUGAUAAUAACUCUUGUUUUUGGUCUAUCUCUGACGUCAAUGAUCACAAGUCAGUAUUCAGACUAUUACCUGGAGACUUACAUGUUCCCAAACACAACCGACCCUAACAUGGAAAAUGUUUCAACUUGCAAUAUGAACAAGUCGACCGAGAAAUACCGCGAGAAAACGGAGGUUCAGAAAGCAGCAUCACAACUAGAUAUAUAUGCCUCGGUGUCAGAAACCGGCCCUGCCCUCAUCACCUUAGCCAUCAUGGGUACCCUUAGUGAUCGAUUCGGAAGGAACAAAAUUCUGAUGAUCAACAUAUCGUUUUGUUUAGCAGCUUUCUGUCUUUCAAGUGCAAUAAUUUAUUUCGAGAUCAACGUUUACUACUUCUUAAUCAGCGGUACACUUUACAGUAUAGGAGGUGGUUUAUUUGGUGCACUGUCUAUUGGAUUUGCCUAUAUUUCCGAUAUAACAGAUUCUGGAAAGCAACGAACUUUACUUAUAGCUCUUCUUGAAGCUCUUAUCGGGGUAAGCGGAGCAGUAUCAGACAUUGCUUCUGGGUACAUGAUUGAGAGAAUCGGUUUCUUCUAUUCAAAUUUAUGCGCAUGUGCUGCAGCGGUCACUUCCGUUUUGGUAGUUGCGUUGUUGCUGCCGAAUUCCCUUCCUUCUGACAUGGACUCAUCGCAUCAUACAGUAUGUGAACACAUCAGUGCAUCAUUUGCUUUCUACUUUAAACCAUCACCUAAAAGAUACAAAUAUGUCCUCACUAUAACAUUGUUCAUGGUUGCAUCGCUUUCAAUAUUAGGCAAAUCACCCGUUGAGAUGGUAGUUGGCGUAACCAUCAUGAAAGUCCUCCAGAUAUUUUUCGUUGACGAAGUUAUCGCCAUUCUCGGCGGUAUUUCUGGCAUGGCCUCCAGCAUUGUGGAGGCAUUUGCCGUUGAUGAUGCCACGCUAUUUGCAGCUUCUGUUAUUGGGUGCCCUUUUCAAGUGGGAAUAGCUGUGGUGGAGAUAGCAACAAGCCUGGGAAGUAAUGCCGGAGCGUCGGCCAUCUACAUGGCAACAGUUGACACCUUACGGGGGUUCGUCUUCCUCGUAUUUGCCGGUCUUUCAUUCCUAGCAAUAAUUAUGUUAUUGAUUUACCGCAUCACGGCUGGAGGGGCUAAGACAGUACCAAUACCGGAUAUGACCAAAGAAAUCAACUGUACUCAGGUAGUGGCAGAGGACUGAAACACCUGGGACAGAGCAUACGGGUUAUAACGACAUACAUGACGGGGAUGGAGCAUAAACAUUAGAGAGUGGGACUGGUUGGUACUUUGGAAGCUGCAAGCGGUGGUGUGAUAGGUGUUGUUGAGGACGUGGGGUGGGUGAUGGUGUAAUAUGGGUUUGUUCGGCGCUUUGGUAAGUUGCGGGCGGUGGUGUGAUAGGUGUGGUUAAAGACGUGGGGUGGGUGAGGGUGUAAUAUGGGUUUGUUCGGCGCUUUGGUAAGUUGCGGGCGGUGGUGUGAUAGGUGUGGUUAAGGAUGUGGGAUUGGUGAUGGUGUAAUGAGGGUGUGGUCGAUACUUUAAGUUGCGAGCGGUGGUGUGAUUGAGGAUGUGGAGUGGGUGAUGGUGUAAUGUGGGCGUGGUUGGUGUUUUGGUAAGAUGCGGGCGGUGGUUGUUGUUAGAGGAGGGUUUGAGGAUUUUCAGUUAAGGAUGGUGUGUGGGCGUUGUCGGCAGUUUGGUAAGCUAUGUGCGAUGGUAUGAGUGGUAUGAUUGAAGAUGUGGGCUGGAUGAUGAUGUGUUAGAUUGGUGUGGUUGGUGCUUGGGUUAAUUGUAUGCGGUAUUAGGUGUGAGAGGGGUUUGGAAAUUUGAAGUUGGGGACGAUUGUGUGGGCGUUGUUGAAAGUUUGGUAAAUCGUGGGCGAUGGUAUGAGUGGUGUAAUUGAGGAUGUAGAGUGCGUAGCGGUGUAGUAAUUUCUGAUAACAAAUGACAGAAUGUGCGCGUGGUUGAUAGUUAGGUAAAGUUGUGACAGGUGUAGUUAAAUAUGUAGGAUAGGUGAUUA
Molecule: messenger RNA, 2402 nt
Organism: Pecten maximus
Lineage: Eukaryota; Metazoa; Mollusca; Bivalvia; Pectinida; Pectinidae
Product: solute carrier family 46 member 3-like
Exons: 6
Coding region: 333-1589 (418 amino acids)
Biological process (GO): transmembrane transport
Cellular component (GO): plasma membrane
Molecular function (GO): transmembrane transporter activity
Source: RefSeq, a predicted model, not a curated record